Messenger RNA from Euleptes europaea (tarantolino), 657 nucleotides. It is a transcript of the gene FCF1, whose product is annotated as FCF1 rRNA-processing protein. NCBI's taxonomy places the organism in Eukaryota, Metazoa, Chordata, Lepidosauria, Squamata, Sphaerodactylidae. The transcript is spliced from 7 exons. The record is from RefSeq and is a predicted model, not a curated record. Gene Ontology annotation, cellular component: nucleolus; small-subunit processome. The coding region runs from base 34 to 594 and encodes 186 amino acids.
GGGAAACAGAAGAAAACAAGAAAAUAUGCCACUAUGAAACGCAUGAUCAGCCUCCGUGACCAGCGCCUCAAGGAGCAAGAUCGAGCAAAAGCCAAGAAGAAAAAGAAGGAUGACCCAAGUGCUAUCAAAGAGAGAGAGGUCCCUCAACAUCCCUCCUGUUUGUUCUUCCAAUAUAACACACAACUUGGGCCACCCUACUACAUCCUGGUCGACACCAACUUUAUCAAUUUCUCCAUUAAAGCCAAAUUGGACCUGGUGCAGUCAAUGAUGGAUUGCCUUUAUGCCAAAUGUAUUCCCUGUAUCACAGAUUGUGUCAUGGCUGAAAUUGAGAAGUUGGGACAGAAAUAUCGUGUGGCCUUAAGGAUAGCCAAAGACCCACGAUUUGAACGCCUGCCAUGCACUCACAAAGGAACCUAUGCAGAUGACUGUUUGGUGCAGAGGGUGACUCAGCACAAAUGUUACAUAGUGGCUACUGUAGACAGAGACCUGAAGCGCAGAAUACGGAAAAUCCCUGGAGUCCCUAUAAUGUAUAUAUCCAAUCACAGGUAUAACAUUGAGAGGAUGCCAGAUGACUAUGGAGCUCCUCGAUUUUAGCCUCGCGUUGGAAAGCAUCCAAGAGAAGCCUGUUUUGUCAAACUCCCAUAUUCCAGAACUCUU